CUUAUUUUGGUAAAAAAAAAGCCAAACUGCCAAACUAGAGUGAUGCAGAGGUAGAAAAAAAGGUGCCAACCAUUUCCAAAUCUCCUACACCAAAGUUGAGUGCUUGUGUUCACUCACACCCACAACCCCAACAACAACAACAACAACACAAGAGUCUCAAAAUUCAGCCUAUAUAAAGCCCAAUUCCCCCCAUGGAGCCUCCCCAAACUUGAUUCCCCACAACAUUCUCCAAAAUCACCUCAAAAAAUUUCAAGUGCUCGCCAUGGCUGAUGGCAGUAGUAGCAACACCAAGAGCAAUUCCCUGAUCCUCCAUCACCCCACAAACUUGAAGGGUGGUUGGAAUGCUGCCAUCUUCAUCAUAUUUGUGGAAUUUGCUGAGAGAUUUGCUUACCAAGGGUUGGCAAGUAAUCUCAUCCAAUACCUUACAAAUGUUCUGAAUGAACCAAUCACACAAGCAGCCAAAGAUGUGAACACAUGGGUUGGUGCCUCCUCUCUCUUCCCUUUGCUUGGUGGCUUCAUAGCUGAUUCCUAUCUGGGUCGCUUCAACACCAUACUCUUGUCCUCAGUCAUUUAUUUCGUGGGCAUGGUUUUCUUGACACUUUCAGUGUCGGCACUCAAACACAAAUUCUUAUUUUUCUUGGCACUUUAUGUCCUGGCCAUCGGCGACGGAGGUCACAAGCCCUGCGUCCAGACCUUCGCCGCCGAUCAGUUCGACGAGGACACGCCUGAGGAGAAGGAUGCCAAGAGCUCAUUCUUCAACUGGUGGUACUUGGGGAUUGUGGCUGGCUCAACUGCUUCUGUUUUUGUUGUCAUAUAUCUUCAGGACAAUGUUGGGUGGGGAGUGGGGCUAGGAGUGCUGGCAGGGGUGUUGGCUUUGGCAUUGGCACUCUUCUUGUUGGGAAUCAAAAGGUACAGAAAGGAAGGCCCUGCAGGGAGCCCAUUCACCAGGCUGGCCCAAGUCUUUGUCGCCGCAUCGCGCAAGUGGCGCGUGCAGGCCACGCACGGUCACCACAAUUAUUGCUAUGACGAGGAUGAGGAGCAUCAUGAGCCCCAUAAUCAUCUCCAUAUUCAACCCAAAAUCCACACUCUCCUCCAUACUCAUCAAUAUAGAUUUUUGGACAAGGCAGCGAUCAUAGAUGAAAUUGAUGCCAAGACGAAGACAAGAGACCCUUGGAGGCUAUGUUCAGUGACACAAGUUGAGGAAGUGAAGCUUGUCCUUCGUUUGAUUCCAAUAUGGCUAAGUUGCUUAAUGUUCACUGUUGUACAAGCUCAAGUGCACACAUUUUUCAUCAAGCAAGGUGCCACAAUGGUACGUACCAUAGGACCACAUUUCCAAGUCCCACCAGCAUCGCUCCAAGGCCUAGUUGGAGUCACAAUACUCUUUGCUGUGCCAUUCUAUGACCGUGUCUUUGUGCCACUAGCAAGGAAAAUCACAGGGAAACCCACUGGGAUAACAGUGCUACAAAGAAUUGGGGUAGGACUUUUCUUGUCAAUCCUUAACAUGGUUGUGUCAGCACUUGUGGAGGCCAAAAGGGUUGGUGUUGCAAAAGAGAGUGGCCUAAUUGAUGACCCAAAAGCAGUGUUACCAAUCAGCAUUUGGUGGCUGCUUCCUCAGUACAUGAUCACUGGGAUCUCUGAUGCAUUCACAAUUGUGGGGCUACAAGAGUUGUUUUAUGACCAAAUGCCUGAGGCACUUAGGAGUUUGGGGGCUGCAGCAUACAUUAGCAUUGUGGGGGUUGGGAGCUUUGUUGGCAACAUUGUUAUAGUUGUUGUGGAGGGUGUGACAUCAAGGGCUGGUGAGAAGUGGCUAGGAAACAACCUCAAUAGGGCACACCUUGAUUACUUCUAUUGGGUCUUGGCAGGGUUGAGUGCUGUUAAUUUGUGUGUUUAUGUGUGGCUUGCCAUUGUUUAUGUGUACAAAAAAGUUGAUGAGGGUCAUCAAACUAGUGACCAACAGGGUUCUAGCCACAAGAAAUACAAACCUGGAGUGUGAGGGGAAAAAAAGUUACUGUUUGGCUUCUGAUAUAUGCAGCGAAUGCCAAACAUACCAAGUCCAAGAUGAGAGUUAAGUAUAGAUUAACAUUGUAAUUCCAAUAAAUAGUAAUCUUAGUUGCAUCUUAGAGAGAGAGGCUAAUAGUUUAAAACUAGUUAUAUUUAGUUAAAACUAUAAAUAUUUGAAGGCUUUCUUAAGCAUUGUAUAAAAUCAUUAGAGUUAAUAUAUAAUUUAAUUCUGAAAA
Messenger RNA from Glycine soja, 2237 nucleotides. RefSeq names its product protein NRT1/ PTR FAMILY 5.4-like. Gene Ontology annotation, cellular component: membrane. The transcript has 5 exons. Gene Ontology annotation, molecular function: tripeptide transmembrane transporter activity; dipeptide transmembrane transporter activity. The record is from RefSeq and is a predicted model, not a curated record. Gene Ontology annotation, biological process: transmembrane transport; dipeptide transport. NCBI's taxonomy places the organism in Eukaryota, Viridiplantae, Streptophyta, Magnoliopsida, Fabales, Fabaceae. The coding region runs from base 263 to 1993 and encodes 576 amino acids.